Molecule: messenger RNA, 5011 nt
Organism: Rhopalosiphum padi (bird cherry-oat aphid)
Lineage: Eukaryota; Metazoa; Arthropoda; Insecta; Hemiptera; Aphididae
Product: broad-complex core protein isoforms 1/2/3/4/5-like
Exons: 5
Coding region: 648-2399 (583 amino acids)
Biological process (GO): regulation of transcription by RNA polymerase II
Cellular component (GO): nucleus
Molecular function (GO): DNA binding; protein binding
Source: RefSeq, a predicted model, not a curated record
GCGUAUACGAGUGCGGCGGCGGCGGCGGCGGCACAUUAUUAUACGCGCGCGCGCCGCUCGCCGAAAGAGAGUUGCAUUUAUUCGGGCGCACCCUGUCGCCGGCGUUACAACCACCGCACUGCACACGCACGUCGCUCGCACACACCAACACACGUCACGCACACCGACAGUCGGCCCGGAGUCGAAGACACGACCGAUACGCGUACGGCCCCCGCCGCGAACGUCUUACGACUCUCUCCUUCUAUCUUUCACCACUUUCGUCGCUGUUUGUUAAAUGUAUUUUGUAUGUUCGUAUUUAUUAUGUUUUAUUAUUUAUUAUAAUAUAUUAUAGACAAUUAUUAUUAUUUUACUAGAUAAUUUAUUCUAUUGAAUUUUUAAAACUACAAAACGAGAAAGAAAAAAUUUGUUCUAUAUAAAAUAUAUCGUAAGAGUUGUUUAUUCGUUUGUUUAUUUUUUUUUUCUUUAAAAGUUUAUCGCCGGUACUUUAAUAUAAUAAUAACGUUUUCGUACCGAAUUCGCGCCGAAUCGUCUGCUCGGGAGUGUGCUGGAUGGGAAAUCUGCAGUAAUCCUCUGGCUGAUCCAGGAAAUGCAUCCCGAUUUUUAAAAAUUCAAGUUGAUGAACAGACAUUAAAUUGAAUUUGAUCAAAAUGACUAACAACCAUUUAAACACGAUUUCUGGACAAGACCAACAGUACUGUUUGAGAUGGAAUAAUCAUCAGACAAAUCUAACUAAUGUAUUUGUUCAAUUAUUUCAAUCUGAAGAAUUUACCGAUACUACACUGUUUUGUGAGGGUGGUCCACCCGUCAAAUGUCAUAAAAUGGUAUUGGCUGCGUGUUCAUCAUACUUUCAGUCAGUAUUUGCUGAGGUACCUGGUAAACACUCUGCAGUUGUACUAAAAGACGUUGGCCAUUCUGAAAUGAAAGCCAUACUUGACUAUAUGUACAAAGGUGAAGUAAAUAUUGCUCAUGAUCAAUUAGCUGCUUUGCUAAAGGUUGCUGAAAUGCUAAAAGUCAAAGGACUCGUCCAAGACAAUACAUAUCAACCACAGAGUGCAACCCCAACUGUUGACGAAGACCGUAAUAUAAUAAGCACUUCGUCUCCAAAUCAUGUAUCACCAGAUGGAAAUACGAGUGCAUCCAAAGAUCUCGCCAUCAACAUUAACAAUAAUAAUGAGCAUAAUGAUUCACCCCCGCAUAGUACUGGUAUUACCCACCAAUCGCCAUUCUACAACAAAAACUACUAUGGGAAAUCACCACCAUUAACUGACCAUAGACCGGGAAGAAGCAACGUUCCGAUGUGGCCAAUGCCUGCCAUGCAGAUGUCUUCAACACCCGUGACAAAUGCAAUGUUUGGUGGUAGUUAUGAUGCUAUGAUUGCUGGACAUCCGGGAAUGUCACCGUUGCGUCGCAAAAAAUUGUCUAGCAUGUUGAUGGGCCGAGAUACACCUAUAUUAAGGACUGUACUUGGUCAGGGACAAGCUGAUUCCUCACAACAACUAGCUCCAAUAUUAUAUGGUUCUGAAGCAAUGGAACAUCAUAGACCUCAGUCUAAUGGAUCUGAACAUAGCAGUCAAUUUUCAAAGAUUAAAAUAGAAGGAUCAGAGCCUCAUUCUCCAUAUCCUCCUGAUAUGUCAAUGAAUGACGAUGAAGAAAUUAUAAGGAUGGGAAAAAUGAAUAAUUCAUCCUCACCUCAAUCAAUGUAUGGCGAUUCAAAAAGUGGUAUUGUAACUCCGGGAAUUGCAACUUAUGUCCCAUCUCAUAAGCCUGAGUGGAAAAGAUACAAACAGUAUACACGGCAAGAUAUUAUGUCAGCAAUAGAUGCUGUUCGAACUGGCAUGAGUGCAUUACAAGCUUCUCGAAAAUUUGGAGUUCCGUCUCGUACCCUCUAUGAUAAAGUGAAGAAACUUGGUAUAACCACAAGCCGUCCAUUUCGCAGAUCAGGAGUCAACAAUGGCAAUCUUGGCUUUGCAUAUGGAUUAGGUCCAGGUACUAGCAGUGUUAUGUUCUCAGGACAAAUGUCUGGAGCUGAAGAUGAAUCAGGUCAUUCUACAGCCAUGGAACAUGCAACUGCUGGUUUCUUACAUCAUGCUCUUGGAUUAUCCGGAGUGCCUUUAAAAUCAGAUCAUGAAACCUCUAACAAUGGGCAUUCACCUCGUUCAGACAGGAUGGAUGAUGGAGGCUCACCAUGUAGCCCAGAACUGAUUAAAUAUGCUGGACACAGAGAAGACACACGAUCACCAACUCCGACUGACAAUGAUGACCAAGCGCAAGAUUUAUCAGUGUCUCGUAAAUCUGAGUCAUCAAUGCAAUCAACACCUACAUCUAGAGUUAUUAUGGCGCCUAUUAGUCAAACGCCCUCUGUACCCAUGUUAGCCGCUGGUAAUGACGAUAGGGACUGAAAUGGUGGUUUACAUUGGAUGGGCAGUAUGUGCAAUCCGAAUUCAAUAAUUGAAUUUUACUGAAACCUAAUCUUAGUUCUAGGCUAUUUAAAGUCACCUUUUUUUAGCUUUAGUAAUGUCAUUUUAAAAUUUGGGUUAAUGAUAAAAGACGUACCAGGGUUAGUUGGUGCAGAAAAGGUUGUAUAGUUAAAUUGAGAAUUUAUACUUCAAUAUUCUCUUGGAUUUAAAUUAUUUUAAAAUGUUGACACUAUAUUAUAAAAAAUAUAAGUUUUUGUUUUUGGGUCAAUCAAACUUGCAAAUUUUGGGUAUAACCUUGAUUUAAUUACGUACAUUUUAUUUACAAUUUUAAUUUUAAUGUGAAUUUCAAGUCUGAAAAAAUUUAAAUCAAAAACAUUGUUUCAGGUAGCUAAUUAAAUGGUUGUAUUUUACAUCUAAUAUCAGGUAACAUUUUUAUAAAUGCCAUUUAAUCCCGACAACUGCUCAAUUAUCGUUAUUUAAGAGUUCCUUGUAUCAAAAUAUCUACCAAAAGUUGUAGGUACCGAUUGUAAAUAACUGACUACAAUUACAAAUGCUUAUCCACUCUAUUUUCACUUAAAUGAUUCCCUCCAUUUAUUAUUAUUUUUAUUAAUAUUCAUGAAACAGAUAUCUCAAACCGCAUAAGACUGCUACUUGUUAAAAUAUUAUGUAGUUAAGUAGUAAUAAUAUACAUAUAUAUUAUAUUUUGUUUAGUUAAUUUAAACCAAGGAGACUGUUUUUAAUGUUAAAUAAUCUACACUGAUACUUCUAAAUAAUGUACUAACUAAUGUGUUCAUGCAGUUCUAUGUCAUAAUGUUACACAAACAUUGUUAGAAGCUUUAUUAUACUCAAUGCUCAGUGUAUCAGAAAUGAAAAUCAUGUGUUCAUUAGUUUUAGCAAACACUAUUUUGGGGGCCAAUAUUAUAUUUGUAUAAUCCAGUUACAUUUCACAUAGUUAAAUAAUAAGACUGAGUAGCCUUAAUUUUAAAAGAACUGAUACACAUUUUGACUGGUUUGAUUUAAACAUUCUCAGCUUUGUUCCUACUGAGGUUUAUCAAUUUAACUACAAAUUGCAAUAGUAUAUUAUUUAUGAUGUCUACAGGAACAAAGGUGUGAAUUCAAGACUGAGUUGGUUUUUUGUUAGAAAAAAAAACAUUUAACUUGAAUAAUUAUAUAAUUUAAAUUUUUGGUCAUCUGUUAUUGUAAUAUAGUUAAUUGAAAAAAAAAGUAGAAAAUUCAUGUUUGAAUUUACUUGUCUGGGUAGGAUGCAAUUUAGACAAAUUUGGACUUUGUCGAUUUUAUUUAUUUGUUCUACACAAAUUAGUAUAAAUCCUUAAAAUAUAAUUUAAAGUACAACACUAAAAAUAAAUAACUAUUUUUAAAUGUAUUUAUAUAGAACUACAUGCCUUCAUAUUAUUACAAAGUAUUUAAAAUGUAAUUUAAAAAAUAUAAUUAAAAAUGUAUCUCAUGUUUGCGACCUUUCAUUGUACAUUUUAUUAUAUAUUACUAUAUUGGUAUUGAAGACUUAUGUUUUUAUUUAUUUUUAUUUAAUAAUUGUUUUGUUUUUGUUCGAGUUAUUUUAACUUUGGGCUUUAUUAAGGGUAUUUAUUGUAAUGCUAAUUAAAAGUUUAGAUUUAUAUGACAUGUUGUUAAAAUUAUAUUUACUAUUUAUUCCUUUUUAUUUUUGCAAAGAAUUGUUCAAUUAUUUUGGUAAAUUGAAAAAUUUAUGUUUUGCGUUUUUGUUUAUACUUUAUAUCAUAGGAUUUUUACUAUUUAGAUUAAAUAUUGUAUAAUGUUAAUUAAAAUUUUUGUAUUUAAUAUUAAAAAAAUGAUUUUUUUUAUCUAUGUAAAUGGAAGUUAAACUGAUAUGUGCUUGAGAUUUAUACAUUUGUGGAAUAUAAGGUUUAAAAAUAAAUUUUUUAAGAAUAUUAUGUUUUUCAUUUGUACUAAAAAUACAAGUGCAAAUUUUAAUGUUUUAAAUAAGUGUUCUAUAAUAAGUUAUAAUUUUUUAAUAAUAUGUUUAAAUAGUUUAAAUAGUUAGACUUACUAUGAUGAUAAUUAUAAUACUAUUAUUAUUUUGACUUAAAACUCAGUUAUAAUUUUUUAAUCUUUUUUGACUAAUUUUUUUUUAGGAAAAUUGUUUACUAGGUAUAAUAAUAAAAUUUAUAAAUUAUAUUAUAUAUUAAUAAUAUUACUAUUUUAUCUCAUUUAUUAGACGUGCUUAUUUUUUCUUACAUUGUUUUGUUACAUCAUAUACAAAUUAUUAUCAUGUAUUAAUUAUUUAUUUAUUUUUUUUAUUAUAAGACUGAAUAUUGUUCUAAGUUUGUCUAACAUAAUUGAUAUAAAUGUGUUUUCUUCUCUAAAAAUCUUAUAAACAUACGUAUAGGAUUUAUCCUUUGUAACAAUAACUAAUAUGUUGUAGUAAGUUAGGUUUAGUAGUAAAUCUUCAUAGUUAUAUACUUUAUAAUAUCAACUAUUCAUCUGAUUAAAAAAAAACAAUUUCUUUAUAGAGCAUGGUGUGUGUUUCAUACUAUCAAUUAUCAUUGUAUAGUUUAAUAUUUAUACAUGUAUUAUGUAUUAUAUAUAUGAACAAAUAA